This is a messenger RNA of Saccoglossus kowalevskii, 2442 nucleotides long. Its product is annotated as prestin-like. Gene Ontology annotation, biological process: transmembrane transport. Lineage: Eukaryota; Metazoa; Hemichordata; Enteropneusta; Harrimaniidae. Gene Ontology annotation, cellular component: membrane. The record is from RefSeq and is a predicted model, not a curated record.
AUGACUUCAUCCAUGUCCCUAGAACAUUUAGUUGGCGCGGACGAGGAAGAAGUAGACCUCGGGGUCGACCGACCACUGCAGGAUGUCUUGUACAAUCACAGCUACAAGCAGGACCACCACGACCAAGACGUUACUGCAUACGUUGUGCAAGACGUCGCCGAUCAAGAUGACGCCGAUCAAACUGACCCCUCCCUGAUCUACCAAAUAAAUCGACCGAUGUACACGGAGCGAGGUUUCCACACAGAAUAUAAAGAGAACGAGUUCGAAUAUGUGCCAUGCCGUCAGAAAAUUGAAACUAUGGUUAAGAAGUGUCGAUGCGGUUCUCGUUGUUGUAAAGGUUGCAUGGUGUCAACGGCGCCAAUCUUAGGUUGGCUACCCCGGUACGUGAUUCGAACCCAGUUAUUAGCAGAUAUUGUAUCGGGCAUAACAGUCUGCGUUAUGAACAUACCGCAAGGUAUGGCAUAUGCUAUGUUGGCAUCAUUACCUCCAGUACAUGGUCUAUAUCUGGGUUUCUUUGCACCAAUUAUAUAUGCACUGACAGGCACAUCUAAACAGCUAGCAAUGGGUACUUAUUCUGUUCUUAGCAUACUGGUAGGCACAGCAAUAGAAAGCGCCGUACCUCUAUAUCCCGACGAUAUGGAAGAACCACCUACCAACGGUAUGUAUUUCAAUAAUACAGAAGCAACCGCUAUACCAGAGUGGGACAGACAACAAGAACUGAUAGAUGCUGCUAUUAUAUUGGCACUCCUGGUUGGAAUUAUACAGUUAUCUAUGGGUAUUCUGCGCCUUGGCUGGGUUACUGUAUAUCUAUCGGAUCCCUUUAUCAAGGGAUAUACUACAGGAUCUGGUGUCCACGUGUUCACGAGCCAAAUAGAUAAUAUACUUGGAGUCAAAGUCGGUAGUUAUGAUGGCCUAGUGAAACUGUAUUACGUGUAUCGAGACAUAUUUACAGGGAUAGAGGAAUGGAAUUGCGUGACUAUACUUCUAUCAAUUAGCUGUAUUCUUGUUUUAAUAUUCAUCAAAGAAGUAGAGUCGAAAUUUAAGAAGCACCUACAUGGAUUUCCUUUAGGGGGAGAGUUAGUUGUCGUCAUACUUGGUACAUUAUCUAGCUACUUCCUAAAUUUAGAAGCGAAUCACAAUGUCGAUGUUGUUGGAGAGAUACCUGCUGGGUUACCCGCACCGAGUCUCCAAUCAACUAAAUAUCUCACCUCCAUGAUUGGUUCUGCUUUCCCGAUUGCAAUAGUAUCAUAUUCAAUUGCUGUUGCCAUGGCGUCGUUAUUUGCCCAGAAGAAAAAUUAUGAAAUCGAUGCAAACCAGAUUGCAGGAUUAGUAAACAGUGCAUUGAUGUUGGUAGUGCUAUUGUGGAUUGGACCUUUAUUUGAGACUCUUCCAACGGCUGUACUUGCUUCUAUUAUAAUUGUGGCAUUAAGAGGAAUCUUCCGACAACUUCUUGAUCUUCCGACACUCUACAAGUAUGACGUCAUUGACUUUGGCGAUAUUAAAAGUGAUAUCCCCCCCCAGGCUGUUUGGUGUGUUAGCUGCCUAGCGGUUAUACUAUCUAAUGUGGAUAUAGGACUGUUAAUUGGAGUGGGAUUCACUAUAUUCGCACAUGUCUGGAGAACACAAAGACCGCAUUGUACAUUACUGGGUAGAAUACCAGGAACAGAUCUUUACAAAGAUAUUAAGUGGUAUUCCAGUGCAAGAGAGAUUCCAGGAAUCAAAAUAUUCUGUAUGCAGGCAUCGCUGUAUUAUGCAAAUGUCGCUCAUUUCAAGUCAAAGGUGUAUAAACUGACAGGGUUAAAUCCAAAGAAAACAUUCCAGUUAAAGUCCAGACAGCAACAAUAUGAAAAUUCGGGGAAAAAAGGAAUCAAGGAAAGUGAAAAUAAAAUCGCACACGUAAAUGAAAGUGAGCAGAAAUACACACCUUCCCAGAAGGCUGAGCGCUCUCGUCAAUUGUCCACCCCUGCCAUAGAUCACCUGAUCAAUAUUGACCGGAAAACAUCAAAGGACGACGGUGAACAUGGCGAUCACGUGACCAAGUUUGAAGAUAUCCAGUCGCCCGGAUGUAACAUCCACACGAUUAUUAUCGACUGUUCUCCGGUUAGUUUUAUAGAUUCUACAGGGUUAAAUGGACUAAGACAACUUGUCAACGAAUUCCGACAAGUAGACAUUACGGUGUUGCUGACACAUUGCAGAAAGAGCGUCCGUGAUUUUCUUUCAAAAGGUAAUUUUCAUGAGAAAGUUGGAAGCAAAGGCGAGAGUUGUAUAUUUGUUACUAUCCAUGAUGCUGUUCUAUAUUCUACGGCUGAGGUUUUCAAAGCAAAGGCCAAAGAAAAGAAAAUCCACUCAAUGACGAGGAACGCUAAUAUGACAACACCUGCAUCGACGACCGUUAAUAGUUACCAGCCCGAGAACGCCGAUGUUCAGAUGACCAAACUGUAG